ACCGGGUUCCCCCUCCCCCCACAAGGAAUUUCCAGUCGUCGGGGUGUUCGCCGUUCUCUCAAUUCCCACGGGGAUGUUCCCCGAUAGCACCCGCAUCCAAGACCUUCUCAAUCCAGUUAUACCCUCUCGGAAGAACCUCUGGAAUCUGCCUAAAUUUUUUUCGAUGCUGCUAUCUGUUGUGAGUAAUGAUCGAAAAGAGUACGAGGUCCACAACAGCUCUGAGGCACUUGAUUGACUGUAGACAUGAACGAUUGGAAUUCCCCUUAUUCGAUUGGCCUCUAAGCGCUGGGCUGCCAAGACGGGACAAACCACCGAUAUAUAAAAGCUGGAAGAAACCCAGCAGUUCCCUGGUUCUCCUCAAGAGAAAUUCGGGUGAAAUAUAAGAGACCAAUUGGACCUCUUGCGAAAUACCCCCUUUGAACUUUUCAACAAGUUGUACUUUUUUCGCUGCCUAUCACUCGGACCCGAAGGAAGCAAAGAACACCCUUCACAAUGCAGUUGAGUCUCCUAUGGAAGGCGCCCGAAGUUAAUCCGGCGAACCACAAAGCCAGGUCGGUGCCUAUUCUGAAUCCUUACGACAAGUAUGGACGGACUUUCUUCUUUUCGACUUUCGGAUUCAUGAUUGCGUUCCUGUCAUGGUACGCAUUUCCUCCACUGAUGGGAAAAACCAUCAAGAAAGACCUGGCUUUGACCCAGGCCGAAGUUGCCAAUUCUAACGUCCUUGCUUUGACCGCAACUCUCGUCGUCCGUCUCUUCAUCGGCCCUCUUUGCGACCGCUUUGGUCCCCGUCUCUGCUUUGCCGGAAUCCUGCUCGCAGGUUCAAUUCCCACUGCCCUUGCUGGACUUGUCCACAACGCAACCGGCCUCCUCGCCCUCCGCUUCUUCGUGGGCGUCUUGGGAGCCACAUUUGUCCCUUGUCAAGUCUGGUCAACUGGUUUCUUCGACAAGAACGUUGUUGGAACCGCCAAUGGACUCAUGGCCGGUAUUGGUAACGCUGGUGGUGGAAUCACAUACUUCGUCAUGCCCGCAAUCUUCGACUCCUUGGUUCACGACCGCGGCCUGACUCCACACAAAGCCUGGCGCGUAGCCUUCGUGGUCCCUUUCAUCCUCAUUGUUGCGAUGGCCUUGGGCAUGAUAUUCAUUUGCGAAGACACGCCAACUGGUUCAUGGGCCGAUAGGCACAACUUUACUCCACGCACAAUCGAAGGUAAGAUCGUGGAUGCGACCGGAAACAUCAACGACGCCCCCACCGCAGACGAGUCUCCCAAGGGUGCCCCGUACUCAGAGAAAGACAAGAAGACUAGCGACCCGGAGAACGCUAGUAGCAGCGCAAGCAUUGACUUGGAAACCAUCGUUCAGAGCGAGGUCAUUCAGGCUCCUACCCUUCAGGAGGCUAUACAGGUCAUUUUCUCACUGCAAUGUCUUAUGCUCGCGGCACCGUAUGCUUGCUCCUUCGGUGGGGAGUUGGCGAUUAACUCGAUUCUGGGAUCAUACUACAUCAAGAACUUCAAAUACCUUGGGCAGACGAACUCCGGAAGGUGGGCCGCUAUGUUUGGUCUUCUCAACGUUUUCUUCAGACCUGCUGGUGGGAUUAUCGCGGACAUCAUUUACAGACAUACGAAGAGUGUCGCGGCGAAGAAAUGGUGGCUUGUCUUCAUCGGCUGCAUGCAAGGUGUUUUCUGCCUGGCUAUUGGAAUCCUGAACCCACACGACGAAUCUACGAUGUUUGGGCUUGUUGCUGGAUUGGCAUUCUUCAUGGACGCUUCUAACGGCGGCAACUUCGCCUUGGUCCCGCACGUGCACCCAUUCGCCAAUGGUAUUCUAUCGGGAGUAGUCGGCGCUGCGGGCAACUUGGGCGGUGUCAUUUUCAGUGUCAUCUUCCGAUACAAUGGCACAAAUUAUGACAAAGUCAUCAUGAUCAUCGGGGCAAUCUGUAUCGGAAUCAACCUUGGAAUCAGUUGGAUAAGGCCUAUCCCGAAGGGGCAGAUUGGUGGGAGAUAAGAGUUGCCGUCUUUUUUUCACCUAGUAAUUAUUUAUAGCUAGUAUGAUAUCUUUGUAUCUUUUUUCUCCUUCUUUAUGAUUGGUUUAUGAUUAAUGGUGGUGUUUUUUUUCUGAAUUUCCGAGUUUCUUUCCUUCCCCCCCUCCCUCUUGACUUGUACUUGCCGAGGGAGCUCCUUGAGUAGAUAAAACUGUAUCUAUUAGAUUUGGCAUGCGAUAUCAUGUAUGGCUCGUAUUAUUGUUUCACAAUUAAGGCAGCACUGUGCUCCAGUUGGAGGUUUCGGCAAAA
Messenger RNA from Tuber melanosporum (Perigord truffle), 2287 nucleotides. RefSeq lists its product as uncharacterized. Bases 493 to 2001 code for a protein of 502 amino acids. The record is from RefSeq and is a predicted model, not a curated record. NCBI's taxonomy places the organism in Eukaryota, Fungi, Ascomycota, Pezizomycetes, Pezizales, Tuberaceae. Gene Ontology annotation, biological process: nitrite transport; nitrate transmembrane transport. Gene Ontology annotation, cellular component: membrane. The transcript is spliced from 7 exons. Gene Ontology annotation, molecular function: nitrate transmembrane transporter activity; nitrite transmembrane transporter activity.